Ailuropoda melanoleuca (giant panda) is the source of this 7760-nucleotide messenger RNA. RefSeq names its product ATPase phospholipid transporting 9B (gene ATP9B). Gene Ontology annotation, cellular component: plasma membrane; trans-Golgi network; endosome. Gene Ontology annotation, biological process: endocytosis; retrograde vesicle-mediated transport, Golgi to endoplasmic reticulum; phospholipid translocation. The record is from RefSeq and is a predicted model, not a curated record. The transcript has 28 exons. Lineage: Eukaryota; Metazoa; Chordata; Mammalia; Carnivora; Ursidae. The coding region runs from base 186 to 3566 and encodes 1126 amino acids. Gene Ontology annotation, molecular function: magnesium ion binding; ATPase-coupled intramembrane lipid carrier activity; ATP hydrolysis activity.
CUACCUUCGCCGCACGCUGUCGUCAUCAGGCGUCGACGCGCCGUGACGCUAUCGAGCCCCGACGCCUGGGGGCGGGCAAGGAAGCGCGGCAGGCUCCUCAGCCGGGUUGGAGCUGAGCGGAGAGGGCGGGGAGAGGCAGCGAAUUGAGGUGGAGCGGGGAGGGGCGGGAAGGUGGCGGCCGGAACAUGGCGGACCAGAUCCCUCUGUACCCGGUGCGCAGCGCGGCGGCUGCGGCCAGCCGCAAACGCGCGGCUUACUACAGCGCGGCGGGGCUUGGGCCGGGGGCCGAUUGGCCCAGCAGGUAUCAGCUGGAAGAUGAGUCUGCCCAUUUGGAUGAAAUGCCACUAAUGAUGUCUGAAGAAGGCUUCGAGAAUGACGAAAGUGAUUACCACACGUUACCACGAGCUAGGAUCACACAAAGAAAAAGAGGACUAGGGUGGUUUGUCUGUGGAGGAUGGAAGUUCCUCUGCACCAGUUGCUGUGAUUGGCUGAUAAAUAUUUGUCAAAGAAAGAGAGAACUGAAAGCUCGCACAGUGUGGCUUGGAUAUCCUGAAAAGUGUGAAGAAAAGCAUCCCAGAAAUUCUAUAAAAAAUCAAAAAUACAAUGUAUUUACCUUUAUACCUGGGGUUUUAUAUGAACAAUUCAAGUUUUUCUUGAAUCUGUAUUUCCUGGUAGUCUCCUGCUCACAGUUUGUACCGGCAUUGAAAAUAGGCUAUCUCUACACCUACUGGGCUCCUCUGGGAUUUGUUUUGGCUGUUACUAUCAUGAGGGAAGCAAUUGAUGAAUUUCGGCGUUUUCAGCGAGACAAGGAAGUGAAUUCACAGCUAUACAGCAAGCUCACAGUAAGAGGUAAAGUGCAAGUUAAGAGUUCAGACAUACAAGUUGGAGACCUCAUCAUAGUGGAAAAGAAUCAAAGAAUUCCAUCGGACAUGGUAUUUCUUAGGACAUCAGAAAAAGCAGGUUCGUGUUUUAUUCGAACUGAUCAGCUUGAUGGUGAAACCGAUUGGAAGCUGAAGGUGGCGGUGAGCUGCACGCAGAGGCUGCCGGCCUUGGGGGACCUUUUCUCAAUCAGUGCUUAUGUUUAUGCUCAGAAGCCACAACUGGAUAUUCAUAGUUUUGAAGGCACAUUUACCAGGGAAGACUGUGACCCACCCGUUCAUGAGAGUCUCAGCAUAGAAAAUACGCUGUGGGCAAGCACCAUUGUCGCAUCAGGUACUGUAAUAGGUGUUGUCAUUUAUACUGGAAAAGAGACUCGAAGUGUAAUGAACACAUCCAAUCCAAAAAAUAAGGUUGGUCUGUUGGACCUUGAACUCAAUCACCUGACCAAAGCACUGUUUGUGGCGUUAGUUGCGCUCUCGGUUGUUAUGGUAACCUUACAAGGAUUUGUAGGCCCGUGGUAUCGCAACCUGUUUCGGUUCCUCCUUCUCUUCUCCUACAUCAUUCCCAUCAGUUUGCGUGUGAACUUGGACAUGGGCAAAGCCGCGUACGGAUGGAUGAUCAUGAAGGACGAGAGCAUUCCUGGCACGGUUGUGCGGACCAGCACCAUCCCAGAGGAGCUGGGGCGCCUGGUUUACUUGCUGACAGACAAAACAGGAACCCUCACCCAGAACGAGAUGGUGUUUAAGCGGCUGCACCUGGGGACCGUGUCUUAUGGAGCAGACACUAUGGACGAGAUCCAGAGCCACCUCAGGAAUCCAUACUCACAGAUGCAGUCUCAAGCUAGUGGAAACACUACCGGUUCAACGCCACCAAGAAAAGCCCAAUCUUCAGCUCCCAAAGUGAGAAAAAGUGUUAGCAGUCGAGUCCACGAAGCUGUGAAGGCCAUUGCACUGUGCCACAACGUGACCCCCGUGUACGAGCCUCGAGCCGGCGUGACCGGGGAGGCCGAGUACGCGGAGGCAGACCAGGACUUCAGCGAUGGGAACCGCACCUACCAGGCUGCCAGCCCUGACGAGGUGGCCCUGGUGCAGUGGACAGAGAGCGUCGGCCUCACCCUGGUCAGCAGAGACCUUGCCUCCGUGCAGCUGAGGACCCCCGGCGGCCAGAUCCUGACCUACUGCAUCCUGCAGAUGUUCCCCUUCACCUCAGAGAGCAAGCGUAUGGGGGUCAUCGUCCGGGACGAGUCCACUGCGGAAAUCACCUUCUACAUGAAGGGGGCUGACGUGGCCAUGUCCUCCAUCGUGCAGUACAAUGACUGGCUGGAGGAGGAGUGUGGAAACAUGGCCCGGGAAGGUCUGCGCACCCUUGUGGUCGCCAAGAGGGCGCUGACAGAAGAGCAGUAUCAGGACUUCGAGAGCCGCUACAGUCAGGCCAAGCUGAGCAUCCACGACAGGGCGCUCAAGGUGGCCGCGGUGGUGGAGAGCCUGGAGCGGGAGAUGGAGCUGCUGUGCCUCACGGGUGUGGAGGACCAGCUGCAGGCGGACGUGAGGCCCACCCUGGAGAUGCUGCGGAAUGCGGGCAUCAAGAUUUGGAUGCUAACGGGCGACAAACUCGAGACUGCAACUUGCAUUGCCAAAAGCUCACAUUUGGUGUCUAGAACACAAGACAUUCACAUUUUCAGACCGGUCACCAAUCGGGGAGAGGCCCAUUUGGAGCUUAACGCCUUUCGAAGGAAGCACGAUUGUGCGCUGGUCAUAUCUGGGGACUCCCUGGAGGUCUGCCUCAAGUACUACGAGCACGAGCUCGUGGAGCUGGCCUGCCAGUGCCCGGCCGUGGUGUGCUGCCGCUGCUCGCCCACCCAGAAAGCCCACAUCGUGAAGCUGCUGCAGCAGCACGCCGGGAGACGCACGUGCGCCAUCGCAGGUGGAUUUCGUCCAUGUGACCAGCCUCUCCUGCUGGAAGAGAGACCAGGAUGGGGUAUUGAUGUUUGUGUCCUUUCCAUUUCCAUGCUCCCAGGGGACGGAGGAAAUGACGUGAGCAUGAUCCAGGCGGCAGACUGCGGCAUUGGGAUCGAAGGGAAGGAAGUGCAGGCAGGAUGCAGAGCCACCAGUGCCAAACGCCCCACGUCCCCGCGUCCUCGCUGCUCUUCAGGAGGCCUGGGACCAGUGCCCCGCCGUGCCCUCCCCGCCAGGCUCAGCUCAGGAGGGCAGACAGGCCUCCCUGGCCGCGGACUUCUCCAUCACGCAGUUCAGGCACAUCGGCCGGCUGCUUAUGGUGCACGGGCGGAGCAGCUACAAGAGGUCGGCGGCGCUCGGCCAGUUCGUCAUGCACAGAGGCCUCAUCAUCUCCACCAUGCAGGCCGUGUUCUCUUCCGUCUUCUACUUUGCGUCCGUGCCUCUGUACCAGGGAUUCCUCAUGGUGGGGUAUGCAACUCUGUACACCAUGUUCCCCGUGUUCUCGCUGGUGCUGGACCAGGACGUGAAGCCGGAGAUGGCCAUGCUGUACCCGGAGCUCUACAAGGACCUCACCAAGGUGCUCUGAACCACUUGUGGAACCGUGGUGACUGGGCUCACCCUGUGGCUGACGCGCGCGGUGCCUGUUUCUGUGUGAAGGACACUUGCUGGCUGCGGGGUCCCCUGUGGCAGGACGGACUUCUGUCCACCUGCGGCGGUAUCCCGACGCUUUGAACUCAGAGACUGACUGGGAGUCCCUGUGCCUGCCCAAGUCUUCCUCCACUGUGCUUUCAGAAUCACGUCUGAGAAGUGAUGGGCAGUUGGGGCGCCUGGGUGGCACAGCGGUUGAGCGUCUGCCUUCGGCUUAGGGCGUGAUCCCGGCGUUAUGGGAUCGAGCCCCACGUCAGGCUCCUCUGCUAUGAGCCUGCUUCUUCCUCUCCCACUCCCCCUGCUUGUGUUCCCUCUCUCGCUGGCUGUCUCUAUCUCUGUCGAAUAAAUAAUAAAAUCUUUAAAAAAAAAAAAAAAGAAGUGAUGGGCAGAGUGUCACCACGACCCAGGGCUGAGGUCGCAAGGAUGCUGCUGGGGGAAAGUCUGCCCCCUGAAAAUGCAGAAGAUUCAUUUAUCUGACCCAAAACUAUGUUCAGAUGGAGGCAUUCCUAGAGGAAGCUUCAAGUUUGUCAUAUUUCUUUACGAGACCAUAUUUCUCUAGUGUGGAAAACAAGCUCCACGGGCUGGGAUGCCCCUAGCUCUCCAAGCAGAAGUUGUGGUGACUUUGGAAUUUUCCCGAAGCAACACUGAGAACAAAAUCCACUAACCUCCAAGCAAGUCCAGGUUUACAAUUGAUAACCUGAAAUUACCGACUCAGAUCUUUAAUCUCUAGCAGAAUGGAGAAAGAAUCAGUUGGCGUUAAGCAUAGACUUAGCGAACCGCUGACCACUCAGAGAGGAGCUGGCCAGGCCACGUUGAUCUUCGGGCUUCAUGGUGUUGUUAUACGGGCUGGAUGAAACGGAGACUUAAAGUUCCUUGAAAAAAAUACAAAGUGCUUAUGUUACUUUUACAAUCAGGACAAAAAUAAAGCUAGUUUACCGGUAUAGUGUAAAAUAAAAUGUCAAUCAUUAUAUGCGAUAACAUCAUAUUUAAUUUGAUAAUAAAAUGCAAGCAUUAGUAUCCUGAUGAUAAUAUUAUUAUGAAUAUUACAAAUAAAAAGUUUUUGGCUUAAUAUUCUAAAAUGGGGAGACUAUUAUCAUUCAGUAAAGCAGAACAGGAUCAAAGAUCUAAAAACUACAGGAAACUUUUGUGAGGAAUUAUAAUUUUAGUAGAUUAUGCAUUUCCUUAUUUCCAUAAACUCCAGAAAUGUUUACGUAAAUGCUGCCUCACAGACAUAAGGGGAAAACAAGCUCCUCAUAUAUGAACAAAACUAGAGGAGCUCCCUAAAAUCAUAGGUGGUCAGUGUCUCACCCGCUCACGGUCACUGCGGGUCAACAUGGGCAACGUCGCCAGACAGUCAAGAUCGGAGCAGUUCGUGUUAGUGAGAUGCAGGGUGAUUGCCAUCUCCACCCCGUCAGAGGGCAGACAGUCACUGUUGUCAGGAUUCCGAUUGCGGGCACCUCGGUUCCUCUGGGAACAAGAAUAUGUCUGCGGGGUCAGGUAGCCGCGAAUCUUCAAACGCCCCCAUUAGCUGACACAGUAAACACGAGGGCAUGUCAGGAAACUGUGUUCAGUUCCGAGCUGGAUCUCGUCUUUGUGAAGGUGCCCCCUUUAGAGUGUCUUGAGUAUCGUUGAGAGUAGGACGUCAUUCCUGCAUUAUUGUGACAGGAGUGCAGUCACUUACGGUCUUUAGACUCCUUUCCUUCAAGAUCCAAAAUAUAUUCCUUUUGUGUUUUUAGUGUAUAUAUUUCUUUUAAAAUCUGAUGCACGUCAAACCCUUUGAAAACAAAGUAGCACUAAAUUAUUCAGCCACCUAACUUGAUAAACCUUGAGUUAUAUUUUCUUACUGAAGCCAGAGAGAGAUUUUGAAGCUUUGCGUUCCUUCUGAAUGCUUGGUGGAUGCUCGGGAGGCCGUGAGCCGUCCGCCUGGCCUGUCCACGUGGCAGGCGCUAGGUCUGGCUGCUGGAGGCGUGGGCGAGACGUCACUCCUGGCUCAGGAGGCCCACGCUCAGUCCGGAAAGGAAACGUAAAGCCAGGGUAAAUUACGUGAUAGUCAAACAGCAGCAGAAAACAGGCCCGCAGGCGGGGACGCGGGUGCUCGUCCGCUGGAUGAUGCGUCGUCCAGCCUAUUCUGAGCAGAAGGCCAGGGUCACAGUAAAUUCCUAAAAUACUUUCAAAGAUAAUCAGGGGAAGCAGAGUAUGUAUCCCUUGCAAAACAGAGAGGAAAGUACCAUGCUUUGAAGGAAAACACCAUUUCUCAUAGUUAUUUGGUGGCCUGUCUUUUUAUUCUGAGAGUGCGAGUCAGAACCCAGGCAUUACAGAUCUGACUUAGGUGCUCUAACAGGAGGAGCCGAUCCGGAAUACAGACGUUUGCUCACGGCUCUCUCUGGAGCCUGAGCCUGGCCUGCAGUCCGUUCAGUAGUGUGUCAGCGACAGGUGAUGGAGUCCAGCAAGGAAGCAGCAUUCCCCUUCCCUCCCCUUCCUAAAGCCAUAUCGUUUUCAUUCCUUGCAGAAAAUGAUGUGUCUGUAACAGUUUUCUCUUUUAAAGUCAAAUUCUGCUUCGAAUGUUCACACGUCACUCGUGAUGCAGCUGCUUGCAAUUUCCUGGUGCUGCCAGGAACCCUGUGUGCCCACCCCCUCCCAACUCCGCAGGUGACUGUUUACCCCAGACGGUCUGUGGCCCCUCAAGAAAGGCCACGUGAGCCUGAGAUCCAGGCCACAUGUUCCUUAGAUACCUCAGACUUGCAGCUGUGGGUUACAUGACCAACGCGUCAUUUCAUAUCGUGACAAAUAACCUAGGAACUGCGGAGGGUUUGGGCGGCACCUGAACUAGCUGUCAAGAUAAUCGAGUAGGUAACGUCCUACAGUCGUUCCUCAAAAUCCUUGACACUGUCAGACACACAGCUCUUAGGGUUACUUCACUAUUUUUUUUAUUUCCUGUUGAAUAUUCUCGAAAUGGUUUUAGUUUUGGAAUAUACAUUUGUAUUCUUAAUGUAAUUUUAGAAAUAAUAGUGAUAAGAAAAAGAAACAAAAGACAAAUUAGGGGAGGACCUGUUUGCAGAUGACAUAGUCAUCUAGGUGGAAAAGCCAAAAGGAUCCACAAAAUCUUUCUAGUAAGUUCAGCACGGUUGUGGGAUUCAAGGAAUAAGCCUGUAUAGUAGCAAUGAACAACUGAGGCCUGAAAAGUGUGUUUGAACGGUGUUCGUACUAACUUAAAAAACCAAAGUUGGUAUAACUAACAAACUGUGUGCAGGACUUGUGUGCAGCGGGACGCUGUCGAGAGGGAUUUUGAAAGGUGCAAAAGAAUGUGACUGAAGACACCAUGCGUACGAAAGCUGACAAGCUGAUUCCAGAAUUUACAUGGAAACGCAGGAGAACUGGAAUUACCAAGACCAUUUGUAAAAAGAGGAACAAGUUCGGAAGACUUCGCUCUACCCAAUUUCAAGACAUUCUCUACAGUAGUGACCAAGACAACAGAUUCUUGGCAGAAGACAGACACCUGGACCAGUGGGGUCAACAGAGAGCCCAGGGGAAGAGACACAGGUGUCACAGCUGAUGUUUGACAAGCAUGAAGGGAAACCUGAAGGAGAGGGACCGUCUUGUCAGCAGAUGUCGUCAGAGCCGCCUGCAAAAACAGAGCCUCCACCCACCCCUCACAGUUUUGGGGAAACGCACUCAAAAGGAGCCACAGACCUAAAUGUAAAAUGUAGAACUAUUCGCCUGCUGGAGUAAAAUGCAGGAGAACAUGUGCAUGACCUUGGGGUAAGCCUAGUUUUAGAUACGGGGUCAGACAUGUGAUUCAGGAAGGGGAAAAUUGGUAGGUUGGACUUUAUCAUAAUCCAAGACUUUUGUUCUGUGGGUGGAACUGCUAAGAAAAUGAAAAGACACAAUCAUAGGAAAUAUUUGCAGAUCGCACUUCUGACAAAGGACUUGUAUCUGGAAAAUAUAAAGAGCCCUCAAAACUCAGGAAGAAGACAAACAACCCAGUUAUUGAGACAGGAGAAGCCCUGGACUGACAACACAGCAUGGGUCACGAUGUGCACGUGGCCAGUGAGCGUCUGGAAACACUCCACUCACCACCGUUUCUCAACGCGGGGACAACAGGCAGGAACCGCAGGAAGGCAGGGUCUAGUGCACGGGCAACGCCGCGUGCUCACUCGCCACUGACGGGCACACAGCAUGGCACGGCCACCCUGGGGCACGGUUCAGCAGUUUCUGGUGAAGUUAAACAUGCACUGAGCACGUGACCCAGGCUUGACCCGAGAUGUGAAAACUUGUGUU